This is a messenger RNA of Sarcophilus harrisii (Tasmanian devil), 1840 nucleotides long. RefSeq names its product TNF alpha induced protein 8 like 1 (gene TNFAIP8L1). NCBI's taxonomy places the organism in Eukaryota, Metazoa, Chordata, Mammalia, Dasyuromorphia, Dasyuridae. The record is from RefSeq and is a predicted model, not a curated record. The coding region runs from base 89 to 649 and encodes 186 amino acids. Gene Ontology annotation, biological process: negative regulation of TOR signaling; regulation of apoptotic process. Gene Ontology annotation, cellular component: cytoplasm. The transcript is spliced from 2 exons.
AGGCGAGUCUCGGCGGCGGCGACAGCGGCGACAGCGGCGACAGCGGCGACAGCGGCUCUCGGAAGCUCCGGACCUGCGGGCAGCAAACAUGGACACCUUCAGCACCAAGAACCUUGCCCUGCAGGCUCAAAAGAAACUCCUGAGCAAGAUGGCCUCCAAGACCAUGGCCAGCGUGUUCAUCGACGACACGAGCAGUGAGGUCCUGGAUGAGCUCUACAGGGUGACAAAGGAAUUCACCCGGAACCGUAAGGAGGCUCAAAAGAUCAUUAAGGACCUUAUCAAGGUCGUCAUGAAGCUGGGCAUCCUGUACCGCAACGGGCAGUUCAGCCCAGAGGAGCUGGCACUGAUGGAACGCUUUCGAAAGAAGGUCCACCACCUAGCCAUGACCGCGGUCAGCUUCUACCAGAUAGACUUCACGUUUGACCGUCGGGUCAUGGCCACGACCCUGCACGAGUGCCGAGACCUGCUGCACCAGGCGGUCAACACCCACCUGACCAGCAAGUCCCAUUCCCGCAUCAACCACGUCUUUAACCACUUUGCGGACUUUGACUUCCUGGCGGCCCUCUACGGACCCUCUGAGCCCUAUCGCUCCCACCUGCGACGGAUCUGUGAUGGGAUCAACAAAAUGCUGGAGGAAGACAGCAUAUGAUUUCAGAAACCAUUUGAAACACAGGGUCGACUAACCUGUUCCUGGCCUCAGAGGUGGGGGAGAUAUGCUUUUUAUUCCUCUUUCUUUUCUCCCAAUCUGAAUCUAGCCCCACCGACUCGAUCUUCUCCCAUUCCUUAUGGUAUGACGGGGGAUUUGCAUCCCACAGAAUUGUUUUACCAGCAAAUUUCACAGGCAUCGCCUCCACCUGUGUAGGAAGUGCUCUCAGGGAAUCAAGGAGCCCCAAAGCGGAGCUUUUUUGCUUCAAAGAGCAGUGCAUUGUACCAUGGAAAAUAUGGCACGGUGACUAGCAGCAGCUUGGCUUCAGGCAGUUGGCUGCAGAGCCCAGUGAAUGGCCCGUCCUGACUUGGUCUGAGCUCUCAUUCCUGGGGGUAGAUCAGAACUGCCCUGUGGUCUUGUGAGAUACAGCUGCAUUCAUCCCUCUGAAAGCCCAGUGUAUGCAGCCCAAGAGCUGGCCAGGGAAAACCUACCCCCCAGGAGCAGGCCUCCAUCCCACUCAAUGUUAACAGGACUCCGAGGUUGUUUUAUGCAAAGCUAGUUCUGAGAAUCAUUCUGCUGAAUUCAGAAUACCCUGUUUGCAAGGCCUGCAGAAGGUACAGGAAGGUUGUGGUUUUGUUUUUUGGGUUUGUUUUUUUUAAGGAUUUAAAGGUUUGUAAGAACCAGAUCUGUUUAUGAUAUAUUCUUAGGCUAAAGAGACAGCUUGCAGAGAGAGGAAGAUAGAAACUACUGUUGAGGAGAGAUUGAGGGUUCAUCUUCCAUGUCCCUUUUUUUAACUCAAAGGCAUAUAGUUGUUUGUUCUGUGAUAUUUUUCCACUGUGGCUGGGACUCCCUUUCCACAUGUGGCAAAAAGCCAUGGCCAUCCCCCUCCUCAUCUAUGAGAUGCAAGUGAAUCUUCCAGACUGUAGAUCCUCAUUUCCAAUGAGAUCAGAGAUGCAGCUUCAGACCAAAUGACAAAUGGGCACUUUGUUAUCCUAAGAAGAACCAAGAGUUCCCCAAUGACAAUUCUCUCUUCAGUUCCUCCAACUGAUUCUAGCAAUAUAAUUGUUUGUGUUUUGUUUCUUGGUUAUUCUCCAGUCUGUCCUUAAUAUUUCAUGGGUUUGGGAUUUAAAAGUUUUUUUAAGACAACUGAUACUACUGAGCUAUUUAAAUAAAGUCACAUACCUUCUACUUGAA